Molecule: messenger RNA, 1181 nt
Organism: Neohortaea acidophila
Lineage: Eukaryota; Fungi; Ascomycota; Dothideomycetes; Mycosphaerellales; Teratosphaeriaceae
Product: NADP-dependent oxidoreductase domain-containing protein
Exons: 2
Coding region: 181-1143 (320 amino acids)
Source: RefSeq, a predicted model, not a curated record
CCCACUUGCACUGCCUGUCCGCAGCCCGCCGCAUGUAGUCUCCGGUGCCAACGGGAUGUCCAUUCAAACUCCGUCCCCGGUCCCGAGUUGACGUAUUGAUAAGUUAGAGCCUUGUCCCAUCAUCGCUCGACUCGCCAUCUCUCCCAACUGCUUUCAAUCACUUUCACGCGAACCAACAACAUGCCACCCCAAUUCAUCGCCGGCGAUGUGCGCGGCAAGGACCCCACGCAGUUGAAAGACGUACUCGGAUCCCUCGGGAUCAAGCGACUUGACACCGCUGCCAUCUACGAUGGAGGCGAGUCUGAGAAGCGCAUUGGUGCGGCCCAUCUGCCGCAGCAUUUUACGAUUGACACCAAGAUCAUGGUGACCAACAUGAAUCCCAAUGGCUCGCACACGCCAGAGCUUAUUGAGAAAAGUCUGUCCAAUAGUCUGAAAGUGAUGGGGGUGGACAAGGUCAACGUUUAUUACUGCCACACUCCCGAUCUGCAGACCCCCGUUGUUGAUCAGGCCAAGGCGCUCGACGAGCAGUACAGGAAGGGCCGCUUUACUCAUCUCGGCUUCUGCAAUUUCUCCCCCUCCAUGAUCCAGGAGUGGCUGGACGUCGCCGAGAAGCACGGCUAUGUAAAGCCAACCGUGUAUCAAGGGCAGUACAACCUGCUUUGCAGAGGGUAUGAAACCACCAACAUUCCCCUGCUGCGAAAGCACAACAUGGUCAUCAACGCCUUCUCCCCUCUCGCCGGCGGCUUCCUCUUGGGCCACCUGACGGAAGACGGGCUCCAAGCGGGCUCGAGGUUCAACGCAGGGGCAUCGGGCGCGGGGGGCGCCUAUCUCAACUUCUACGACCAUCCAAGUAUGCACGAGGCCAUCAAACGUCUUCGAAGCAUCAGCAAAAGCUCCGGCAUAGGGUUGGAUGAGUUGAGUCUGCGCUGGCUCGUCUACCACUCCGCACUCGGCGAUCAGGAUGGCGUGAUUCUCGGAGGGAGUAAAUUGCAGCACUUCGAGAACAACAUGGCGCAAAUCCGCAAAGGGCCGCUCGAUGAUGCAAUCGUUCAACAGCUCGAUGCGCUGUGGGAUGUGUGCAAAGAAGAUGGGGUGAAACUUGUUCAGCAUGACGACUACCUCAUGGGAAAGCCGAGACCGUGAUUGCUUGACGCAAGGCGUGGAUAGCAGCCACAUGACAA